Leptidea sinapis is the source of this 1320-nucleotide messenger RNA. It is a transcript of the gene Sec31, whose product is annotated as protein transport protein Sec31A-like. The record is from RefSeq and is a predicted model, not a curated record. Lineage: Eukaryota; Metazoa; Arthropoda; Insecta; Lepidoptera; Pieridae. Gene Ontology annotation, cellular component: COPII vesicle coat; endoplasmic reticulum exit site. Bases 196 to 1320 code for a protein of 374 amino acids. The transcript is spliced from 9 exons. Gene Ontology annotation, molecular function: structural molecule activity; protein binding. Gene Ontology annotation, biological process: COPII-coated vesicle cargo loading; endoplasmic reticulum organization; endoplasmic reticulum to Golgi vesicle-mediated transport.
AUUACUUAUAUAUCUUGUUUAUAAAUUUGAAACAAACCAAAAAAUAUUCUAAAUUUUAUUUACCGGUUUCCAGUGCCAACAACGCUAUCAUAUAAAAUACGAGACCGGCUGUAUAGACAGUAAUAUCAGUGACAUAAUCUUGGUGUCGUUUAUGUUUAAAUAUUGGUGAUUUUAUAGUGAAUUAGGUUCAUCAAGAUGAAGAUAAAAGAGUUGAAGAAGACUGUGAACGUGAGCUGGUCGCCAGCGGAGCUAUACCCUGUUAUGAUAGCAGCCGGCUCCGCGGCACAACAAGUUGAUGAGUCGUUUAGUUCUAACUCAUAUCUUGAAUUGUAUUCUCUUAAUCUGGCAGAAUCAAGUCUAGAUCUAGAGCUUAAGUCAAGCUUACAAACACAGCACAGGUUUCAGAAGUUGGUAUGGUCUGGUGCAGGGGUCAUAGUGGGUGGCUGUGAUGGAGGUCUAUUACAGUUCUAUGAUGCUGAAAAAGCUCUCAAAGGUUCUACCGAUGCUCUAGUUGGGAGUAGUACAAAACACACAGGCAAUGUUUCUGCACUCGAUAUCAAUCCAUAUCAGAAGAACCUUCUGGCAUCUGGUGCCUCCGAGAGUGAGAUAUUUAUCUGGGACUUGAAUAACACCAGCCAGCCCAUGGCUCCAGGCAACCGGAGUCAGCCAUAUGAUCAUGUGCAGGGCCUAGCGUGGAACCAACAAGUGCAACACAUUCUCGGAUCAACGUUCGCUACGAGAUGCCUCGUCUGGGAUUUGAGAAAAAAUGAACCCAUAAUGAAACUCAGUGACUCCCAGUCCCGCACGAGGUGGCGCUCCGUGAGCUGGCACCCCAACGUGGCCACGCAGCUCUGCAUCGCCUCCGAGGAUGACCAGGUGCCCGUCAUACAGCUCUGGGAUCUCAGACUCGCAGCCUCGCCUCUUGUGACGUUUGAGGGUCACGACAAAGGAGUGAUGGCCACGGCAUGGUGCCGCCACGACCCGGAGCUGCUGCUGAGUGCCGGCAAGGACGGCCGGUUACUGUGCUGGAACCCUACUACCACUAAACCGGGUGGCGAGGUGGUGAUGGAAGUGAGCUCGCUCGAUGACUGGAUGUUCGAUGUGAGUUGGUGUCCUCGCGUUCCCGGCCUGCUGCAGGUCGCUUCGUUCCGCAACCAGGUGGCUUUGCAUUCGCUGCUCGGGGCCAGCAGGGCUGACUGUAUGAGCGCCCGCACCCAGAGCGCCAUGGUGGACUCGUUCGGCGGUGCCUUCACCAGCCUGCCCGCCGUGGCGCCCGCUCCCUUUAGUGUGCCCCAUGUAGUUGAUAGUCCACUGUUUUAA